Messenger RNA from Ogataea philodendri, 612 nucleotides. RefSeq lists its product as uncharacterized. Gene Ontology annotation, biological process: regulation of signal transduction. The coding region runs from base 1 to 612 and encodes 203 amino acids. The record is from RefSeq and is a predicted model, not a curated record. NCBI's taxonomy places the organism in Eukaryota, Fungi, Ascomycota, Pichiomycetes, Pichiales, Pichiaceae. Gene Ontology annotation, molecular function: protein phosphatase inhibitor activity. The transcript has a single exon.
AUGUCUCCACGCGGUAUACUGAAGAACGCCCCCCACGAGGAGGAAACUCCUGUUGAGACGCCCGACGCGGGCACUCCCGACGUGCAGGAAUUCGACAGACAAAAGGUGAUCGAGAACACGCUGCUCAACUCAAAGCUGUUCCGAGACUCGUCGUCCAAGGGCGACAUCAUCAGGUCCCAGAUUCAGGAGCAGAAACGCCGCCAGUCGCACUCGGGAAGUCUGGAGCAUCUGCAAUGGGACGAGAAGAACAUAUUGAUCAACGAGCAGGAGAAGUCUGCCACCAUGAAGAUAGACGAGCCAAAGACUCCGUAUGAGGGCGGAUUUGAUCCCAACAACGACUACUACCGCACAGACAACGAGGACGAGGACCAUCUGGACGAUUUCGAUCUUGGAGAAGGUGCCGGCGACGACGCACCGUUGAAAAACGACGACAGAAUCGAAGUUGUGGCCCAGGAACAAGAAAACCAGCCAGAGGAGAAAGAACAAGAAGAACAAGAAGAACUGACUCCUGAACAGAAACACAAGCUGUUUGAAGAAAGACGAAAACAACACUACCAUCUAAAAGCCAAUCCAUUGAAAAAACCUAUCCAGGUGAGAGAAGAAGAAGAAUGA